Messenger RNA from Ochotona curzoniae (black-lipped pika), 712 nucleotides. It is a transcript of the gene TCEAL6, whose product is annotated as transcription elongation factor A like 6. Lineage: Eukaryota; Metazoa; Chordata; Mammalia; Lagomorpha; Ochotonidae. The record is from RefSeq and is a predicted model, not a curated record. The coding region runs from base 107 to 712 and encodes 201 amino acids. The transcript is spliced from 2 exons.
CUGCCUGCAGGUCUGCACGUCAUUGGUUCCCAGCACCUCUUGAAGCCGGAGAGCAGGAGCAACCUGUGAGGACCCCCUGCAGCCCAGGAGAAGGGGGCAUCUGGACAUGGAAACAGCCCGCCAUAAAAACGAGGGACCACUGGAAAACGAGGGACAGCCAGCAGAUGAAGUGGAGCCAGAAGAUGAAGACAAGUCAGACGAGGAAGCCAAGUGGGAGGAGGAGGGCAAGGGGAAGAGCGAGGGACAGCUAGGGGACCAGGGCGCGCCGGGCGCUGAGAGCCGAGCAGUCAAGGAGGGCCAGCCUGAGAAGCAGGGUCGGGCGUCCGGGGCGGGCCAGCCCCCUACCCAGGGCCAGCCCGCAGCCCCCGCGGCGCCGCCCGAGAGCGAGCGGCGCGCCGCUGAGAAGCGCCCGGCCGAAGACUACGUGCCCCGCAAAGCCAAACGGAAAACGGACCGGGGCACGGACGACUCCCCCAGGGAGUGCCAGGAGGACUUCCAGGACCGGCAUGCCAGCAGCGAGGAGAUGCUGAGCGAGUGCGCCGACGUGUCCAGGGCGCAGGAGGAGCUGCGGAAAAAGCAGAAAAUGGGCGGUUUCCACUGGGUGCCUAGAGAGGUUCAGGAUCCCUUCACCCCUCGGGGCCAACGGGGCGUGCGGGGCGUGCGGGGAGGAGGGAGGGGCCAGAGGGGCUUGCACGACGUCCCCUACCUGUAG